UUCUAAAAAUACCCAACAACCGAUCGUUGUUUCUCUCAAGAGCAUGAUUUUAGCUCUCAGUUAACGAGAAAACGCGACCGUACGCAGAACAUGUAUUAUUCUGCAAAUUUAAAAUUUUUCUUUUCUAAUUUUUCAUAAGUUUUGUUGGCCAUUUAUUUUGCAAAAAAAAAUUGUCAAAAUUUCUUCCUUCUUUGGUGUUGUAUGUGUGUGUUUUUAAAACGAUUUAUUUGACUACUUUUUUCGAAAUAAAAAAACGAAUUUCGAAUAGAAAAAACAAUAUUUUAUAACCGUUAAUUAAACUGGAGUAGAGUUUGGUUUUUGUUUUUUUCUGCCAGCAUUUUCUGAAUGCAAAGAAGAGACAGUUUUUUCGGUCGCAAAUCGAUGUUUACAUCAUCGAUUAAGUGCCUCUGUUUGGCGAUUCUUUUAGUUUUGUUAAUUUUUCCACUUUUGUCGCAUGAAUUUGGUGUAAAAAAUGAUGACGACGAUGAUACAGGUCCUAGAGAGGCAGUUAGGGCUGUUCGAGCGAGAGCACCGAAAAGAUUCGAAUUUCGAAAAUUGGUGCGAGUAGUUCCAACUGAUGAGGAAGAAGAAGGGGAAGAAGAAGGAAAUGGUGGGGGUGCUGAGGACGAAGAAGAGGAUGACGAUACAGAUGACGAGUUUAAAUUUGAGAGGGCUCGAAAGUCAGAUGGAAGCAAAGCAAAAUCUGCUCAGAGAACAAGUGUGGAUGAAUAUGGAGAGGAUUAUGUGAGAGAAAAAAAGGCAGCCAGUAAGGACUCUGAAAAAGGAUUCUUUUCCUCUCUAUUUGGCGGGCUUUUUGGUGGAAAUGAUAAGCCUGUUAAGGCUCCACCUCCGCCACCUGUGGAAAAAUCAAAUGGCAUUAUCGAUUGGAUUCAAUCGUUUAGCAGUAGUUUCAAAAAGGUUACCCCACAACCAAAACCAGAACCAGCUACUAGUAUCGAUUGGAUGUCUUAUCUUAAUCGUUGGCCAUUCAAUUCACUAUUUCCUAUUGGAAAGCCCGAGAAAAAGAUUGCCUUGCCAAGAAGUGAAGAUUCGUCUGGUCGGUAUUCUUCUGGAGCAGAGCCAAUGAGUCAGGAUCAUUUUGAAUCUCUGCUGCACACAGUGCCGGGAUUUGUUGUGAACGCGUCACAUGUUAGUGAUAUUGAAUGCAAGCAACAGAUGCAGAUUUUUCAUCGCCAAUUACGCGGCAACAAGUUUUGGACAUUGCAAAUGCUUGAUUCAACUGGUAAAAUCACUUCGGGAUUGUUACGCGGAAAUAUCAAUCAACUUGGUGAUUUUGAUAUGUGCACUCAUGCUAAAACUUUAGUCAAGGUUACAUCUGAUAUAUCGUUGAGGAUUCGUGGAAAAUAUUGUUUGGCUCAUAUUGAAACUCAAGGGAAAGUUGAUGAGCUUAAAGUACCAGUGCAUUUGGCCCAUGGAAGGGGUUUAUGGCGGAGUCAUUUGGGAAAUCCAAGUCACUUUAUACCGAGAUAUGCUAUCGCUAAUUGGGGUGUGUGUAUCCCAAAUGCUUGCUCGGCCAGUGUUGUUCAGGAAAUGAUUGAAACGAAUCUAAGACCGUACAAUAAUACUGGAGUUGAAUUUCGUGUGGAGGUUUCGGAAAAUGAUUGUUUUGUGAAAUCGAGCAGACGUCUUACUAAAUUAUUCAAAAAGGAUGAUAAGUUUACUUUUGCUGUGUGCUAUUUGGCUUCAUUUUGGUUUAUUGCAGCAGCAGCUUAUGUAUCCGAAAACUGGGCAAAAGUAUCAAAUUAUCUCAGUGGAUUUUUGAAAUCAUCAAAAGACGAAACACCCGAAGAACCCAAAACAGAUGAACCAGAAAAAGAACCCGAGCCAUCAACCGAACCCGAACAAGAAGCGGAACCAGAAGUAGAACAAGAUGAAACAUCUCACCACGCAAUUGCAAAGGAAAUAUUUCAUUCCUUCUCACCCAAACGAUCAUUAUCUGAACUUUUAUCAGAAGAUCGUCUCGAUAUGCAAUUUCCAAUAUUUCAUCUUUUAAAAAUUCUUUCGACUUUCAUGCUAUAUGUCUGCUUGAAAUAUAUGAUGAUUGGUCAUUUGCCAAUAACAAAUCGCGAUAAAUUGGUCAGAACUGUCGAUCAACCAUUUAGUGUGGUCUUUCGAUCGCCAAUGAUCUACACUGAUAUACUUUUAAUUAUAAGUGGAUUUCUUUCGGGCUAUCAAUUGUCAGAAGAAAUGGAAUAUAAAACAUACAUUGGAGUUAUUAAAAGGGUUUUUGCGAAAGUUCUAAGAUAUUUACCAACGAUUUAUGCUGUACUCUUUUUUCAAACUUGGAUACUUCCACAUUUAGGUUCUGGUCCCUUAUGGAAUAAGCUAAUUGGACAGAAUGCAAGGCUUUGUGAACACAAUAUGUGGAGAGUUCUGUUUGGUACUCAAAAUGCUAUUGAUUUUGAGGAGACCUGUUCUCCGAUAACCAUUCAAUUGGCAUUGGAACUGCAACUUUAUAUGCUUGGACCGUUAAUAGUUUGGUUAUAUUAUACCGACGCUGAUGCCGGUUUCUUUGCUUAUGGAGCUUUCCAAGCAAUGUCAGUUGCUGCUAGAUUCUCCAGAACCAAUUUGGAACAUCUUUCAGCGAUUAUGUUCCAUGGAAUGAAUGUCAGCAAAUUCUACCGAACUGCCAAUAUCCUUUACUCAUCACCCAUUGCUCGAGCAACUCCAUAUCUUCUAGGAAUUGGAGCUGGGAUUUUACAUCGUUACACCGACGGUAAUCUAGAAAUCCCUCCAGGACUCACCAAUAUCGGAUGGCUAACAGCAAUUGUUAGUAUUGGAUGGUGUUUUUGGUAUCCUUCAUCCGGAAUGCGUUCAGAUUUCAUUUAUAAUUCGUCAGAAGCAGCUUCCUAUGCUUCAUGGUCACCAUUAGUUCUUGGAUUAGCGAUUGUAUGGGUCGUUUUCAUGACACCCAAGAAGGGAUUUAUUUUUUCAACUUUCCUAACAUCCAAACCAGUUAUAUUCCUAAGUCGAAUUUCAUUUCCAAUGCAGCUUGUAAGCUACACUGUGGUUAUGUACACUAUUGCUGGGGUUAAAGAAUCCAAUAAGUAUCACAUUAGUGAUUUGGUUAAUGUCAUAGAACUAGCAACUAUCGUUUUGUGUUCAAUUUUUCUAGCGUUCCUUGUUGAUGUGCCUUUUCAAAAUGUCCGAUUGAUCAUUAUCAAAAAGUUAUUUGCUGAAAAACCAGUACAAGAAUCUGAUCUUCAUGAUGAAGUUGAUCAGUCUGAAGAGAUUUCUGAAGAUGUUGUAGAAAUGAUUUCAGAUAGUCCAGUACCAACAACAGAAACACCAGAGCCACCAGAAGAUGAUCAUUGGAAUACUGUUGACUCUGAUGAGAAGGAACACGAAUAUGUUGUGAGGUUUAAUCCACAUUUGGUGAAUGGAGUUGGAGCAGCUGUUGAAACAAGUAUUAGUAACUCUUCACCUGAACCAGAUACUGAAGAAAAAUCUGAACCCGAAGAAGAAAUCGAACUCGAGGAAGAAGAGGAAGAGGAGGAAAUUGCCGAAGAAGAUGAAGUCAUCCGGAGACCUAUUACUCCAGAAACCGAAUCUAAUCCAUCACCAAUACCUCCAGCUGCCCCAGCAACACCGCCAACACCCACAGUUGAAACACCAUCACCAAUUGGCUAUCGAAGACGACGUCCAACGACUAAAAAUGAUGAUGAAUAAAAAAUUCGACAUAAAAUAAAAAGACAUUAUAACAAAAUUCAAUUUUAACACUUUUAAUAUAAAAAUAUUAACUAUUUAUAUUAUAACAUUAUUUACAAAAAGUUUAAAAAAAAAUAAAAUUAAAAUAAACUC
Messenger RNA from Episyrphus balteatus (marmalade hoverfly), 3822 nucleotides. RefSeq lists its product as uncharacterized. The transcript is spliced from 8 exons. The record is from RefSeq and is a predicted model, not a curated record. NCBI's taxonomy places the organism in Eukaryota, Metazoa, Arthropoda, Insecta, Diptera, Syrphidae. The coding region runs from base 346 to 3690 and encodes 1114 amino acids.